GAGUUCUGUACCAUCAGCUGGAGAAGACAGUGCCUUUCUGUUACAUCGUGCGUUCACCUGCCAUCACUGCCUUCAGAAGUGAGUCUGUUCCUCUGUACUGCUCUUGACAUAUUCAGAAAAAGAAAUAAGAUGAAAUGUUUUUGUGUUUGCAAAGCAGACUGCUUUUGGUAGUUGCCAAUCUCUGUGCCUUUGGAGAAGGGGCUGAAGAAUGUGGGGAAGGUGGUAAGAUGAAGCAGGUAAAACUGCUCAUGCUGUUAGUUAGCUAAGUGGGUUUCAUUCAGGUAUCUACACAUGAAGCCUCAAAUCACGAGGGAAAGGCAGAAAGGAGGCAGUGGAAGGAUGGAAACAAACUCAGUUGUAAAAUUCAUUAAUUACCAUGAGCAGCAGUAAAGACUUUUGAUACUGAGCUUGAUGAAUUCUGGACUGUUAGAUUUGUAUAUGGGAUCAGUGAAAAAGCUUGGAGGAUGUGUUAAACUUCAGUGCUGUUUUCUCUGAUUUUGUCAUGUUGGAGAAAACUAGAAUUGAAUGAAUGGACUAUGCCUGAGUAACGCUGUCUCUAUGCCUGAGUAAUGCUUUCAGCUCUGCUACUGACUCUUGGUGACUGGCUUUGGCAGGACUCAUCAGACUUGCAUACCUUAAUGAGUUGAUUCUGUUUUCUGUUUUUUUGGAGUUGGUUUUGGUUAAAUAACUCUUUGUGAUGCUUGGUGCUCCUCGAAAUCAGUCCGCUUAGGUAGGGAUCUCAGACCAAGUUCCUAGACUGUGAACAUGCGGUGCCCUUGUCUUUGGCAUUAGAACUUGUGACAUUCGCAGUACUGUGGGUUUGCUGCUGUAAUGUCAGUGCUGGAGACUGAAGAAGAGCUGACUAGUUUGGCCUGUCUGCACAGUAUGCUACUGAGUGCCAUUUUCCUUACUUGCAAACGCGACCUGUAGCUUUAUAAAUACUUUAAAACAUCAUUCUUUUCCUCAGUCGUAUUUCUGCCACGUUUUUCUAUUCAGCCGUUGUGUAUCUGCACAGUGGAAGUUAACUUUCUUUUUUCCCUGUCUCAUCUGGGUAGUUUUCAGCCACACUGUGCCCGUGCUGUGUCGUAGCGUGGGUUCUGUGCGUGAAGAGGAAGGGGUGUGUGUCAGCAGGGGGUGGAAGAGAAGUCUGGAGUGCCCCUCUGCUGGCAGCCUGGAUGCCUGCCCAGUGCAGACAGCUACGUAAGCAUGGCUCAGCGCAAUAAUUAAGGAAACAGGAAGCAGGGACUCACCACAGAAACGAUGAGUCCCAAGGUGGAGUUUUUGUUUUAGCUCCAGAGCUCUCUGUGUGCCCUGUUUAAGCACGCAUCUUGCUUUUCUGCCUUACAGAACUGUUUUCUUUGGGUUCCUGAUUGUUUACUGAGUUGUGUCAGGCUUAUUGCAUGAGCGAAGCAGAAAGGCACUAAAACAGACAAGAUGAGUUCUGGCCUUGUCCUGUGCAGCUGUGAGACUGGAGGAGGGUUGAUAGGACUGCUGGAAAGACCCAAAGCUAUACACAGUGACUCUGCGUUGAUACUGUGGGCUCACCUUGGCUUUUAUCACUGUCGAUUUGUGCCCGUGCAGCUGUGGGUCAACUCCAGCUUCGUCAGUUUUUACCAGAACCAAAUUAAUACCUGUGUGGGGGUCAUUUUUGGUUAUUCAGCAGUAUAGCAGCGCUAGUCAAUUGGCUGCUGUGUUGCAUACAGCUGAUCGGCUAAGGGGAGGUUUCACAGUGCAGUUUGUGGCUGGAUGAGGGCAGGAGCUUCCUUCUGGCAUGGCAGCACCCGUGUUAGCAUCCCUGGGGCUGUGUGGGACAUUGAGUUGAAGCAGAGAACUGGUUCAGAAGGCAGCAGCUGGCUUUAUGUAGGAUUCAGCUUUCCUGCUGCCUUAAAGUGAGCCCUGCCGUUACGGCUAAAAAUCUUUCUACUUAGUAAUAACAGAUUCUCAUUUGGUUUGGUUUGGUCUAGAGUUGCCAGUGCUGGCAAUGUUGUAAGCUGCUUGUGGUUGCUGUGGUCUGCUUGGAGCUCUUCUCUCCGAGGUUAUGUCUUCCCACCCUUAAGGUUGCCUUCCUCUUUCUGGGGUACUGUUACGUAUGAAGAGCUUGCCUAGGACAGCCAUAGCAUUGUUGGUAUUGUCUCAACACAGGUGUCACCUACUAAAAAUGCAAUCUUUUUUUCAUCACCACAACUCAAAAUAGCUCGCUAGGUAAGAAUUUUCAAGGGAGAAAAACUGAAAACAGUAUUUCACUGUCCCACACAAAACAAAGCUCCAGUUUUUUGUAAAGGUUUCUCACUGGCUGAAAAUAUUGCCUGUGCUGCCAUCACAACAGAUACUGUUCUAACACUGACAAAAAUAUGGGGGUGAUCUUUGUUCAGGCAGUCACAGAAUAGGCCGUGCUCAUCCUUGUAAGUUUAACUUGUGUCCAUAUCCGCAACUGUGGCUUGCUUGUUGAGACUGAAGCAAAAGGAUUAUUACAGCUCUUUUCCAAAAGCUGUCUUUAGCUUUAGGUUUCUAGAAGUGGAAAAGCCUGGCUGUUGUGGGUGCCUUCUUUGCUAGCUGGGGCACUCUUACUGUUCUGUUUUGAAUGCAGCCCCUUGGUGCAUUGCCUUUAUGUGGAUUUGAAGAAGUCUUUCCCUUUGAUCUGCCUGGGGAUUAUUAAUUCUCUGUUGUAAUUAAUGGAGGCUUUGUCUUUCUCCUGCAGUCUUUAUCAAAGAUCUCAGAGCCUUUUGUAAAUGUUAAGCGAUUCGUAAUGCGGCUGAGGCUGGUGAGUUGUGUGUGUGGUUCGUCCCUAGAACGGAUACAAAGAGUCUCAGUGUAUCUCCAUGCACUGUGCUUGGGGUCUGUUUGACAUGUGCCAGCGCAACAGUUUUCUUGGGAAAUGCCAGUUUUUGCAAAACUCUCUUUUUUUAGUGUUGGCUGCUCCAUUAGGAGGAAUUAUCUGGUGCAUACAUCCCUCUGGAGGAGGGAAGGAGUGCUGUGCCCCUGGUCUGCGUGGGGUACCAAUGGAAUUUUAUAUCGACUUUCCAGUUUGCAGAAGUCUCAGGAUAUGAAUUGCAGGCAGGCAUGUGGCUGGUUGAAGAAGUCCCCCUGGUCCUGGCUGUGUCUCUGUGAAGAGCAGUGAGACUUUGGGGGCAUGAGAAGAGCUUUCUGUGCUGCGCUGGUUGUACAGUCCGUGCACGUUUCCCUUCUGCAUCCUGCUUGUACCAAGGACGAUGACAGUCACUUGAACAAGUCGUGAAUAGUAGAGCCUAGAGUAACAAAGCAGAGCAAUAGCUUCCAAAGUUAGGGUUUAAUCACGAGAUGAAAGUAUAAAAUGUAAAAGCUGUGGUCCGGCAGUGCUGAGGAGACAGCUCAGCACCCGUUGAGUUAGAAGGCAAGCGCUGUACCCGGAGCCCUGUGAUGGUUCUGUGGCAGCUGCUGCUUUCUGUGGGGGAGACUGAGCCCUGCAGUCAGAAAUAACCAGGGCUAAAAUUAAGUAGCAUUUGCUUUUGUAAGAGGCUGAAGCUUGUGGUUGGCUUUUGAAUAGCAAAGCAGAGACUAGUAAAGACUUAAGAGGUGAACUGGUGAAACCUUAAUAACUAACUAAAUAAAUAUAUUAAUUAGGCUAGAAUUAUUAAGUUAAAGGUAGAAAGGAUGAAACUGUUGCCAUGUUUGCUCCUUCUUAGAAAGGAGAAAGCAGAGGCUUCUUUCAGUGCUCCUGCUGACUUUAAAGGUCAUUUCCCUGCUGUGAGAAAUGCUCGACAGCCGUGCUGGCACUUCCAGCAUCCUGUAGCUGAUUGCUGCUGUUCUGUGCAGUUUGCAUUUAAUCCUGUGCACCUACACAGCCUGCCUGGCUUACAGAUGUAGUGCUGCUUUGCAUGUGUGUGUGCAGUCUGGUUGUUAUAUUAAUUUUUUGGAAAGGCCAGCACAGCUCCCACCAUGACAAAAUUGUGUUGACUGCUGGUACUGCCAGGGACUGUUAAAAUGUCGGAGAGCUGCCAGGAGCCCUUGCUGCUUUCCAGGGGACUGGUGGAGAAGUGACCUUUUUCUUUUGAAUUUGAAUUUCUGGAUGAGGGAGAGACGUGAGGCUUUGGCUGAACGCCUUGGCCACUUGCCCGUCCAUCGUUGCAUUUGGACUUUGCUAGUGCUGGCUGCCAAGGGCCCAAAGGAGCUGGGAGGACUAGUCUGCAAAUUCAGCAUCAGCUCAGAGAGGGGAUCCCAAGGCAGACAUCUGUGGGGAAUCCCAGCUAGUUCUGCCAAAGCUUUCAAGGCACCGUCUUUCUGGACCUGUAUUUACACCUGGGUUGCCUUGUACAGGUUCACAACUCAGUCAUUAGACUGUCAGCCAGUGUUACCUUAAGGCUGUAAGCAUUUAGCAGAGCCUCUGCUGGGAGUCAAGAUGGGGGCAUACUGUCUGUGAGCAGGGGACCAUUUGCCGGGUGCUAGGGCGGCUCGGAGGAGAUCUACUGGCAUGGCUGAGUGACGUCUGCUGUGGCAUGCUGUGAUGGUGGACCAAACAGAAGCUGGGUCUGCUGGGAACAGUCUGGGCUAAGCAGUCACAAUCCCUGUCUGUGCUCCAUCUUCUGGCUCUGCUGUUGUCCCUUAUUGCAGGUUUCCUAACUGCCCUGUAAGAUGAAAUUAUUGGGCUUUAGAGAAAGAUGUUUGAUGCAGAUUUCAUUGAGAGAGCAGACAGAAUUACUCCAGUGCAACAGGAGAAAACAUCUCUUGCAGGAAGGGGCAGAGGAAAAGACAAGAAUUUGUGAAUGGGCAGGUGGAUAGCAGUGAGUGACCUGCAAGAAGAAGGUAAAAAUGCUAUCAAUGCACCAAUGAACCCAAGCGCUGUGGACAUCCAUCCAGAGGAUACUCUCUUAGAGGAGAACGAGGAACGCACUAUGAUUGAUCCUAACUCAAAAGAAGACCCUAAGUUCAAAGAACUGAUCAAGGUUCUAAUUGACUGGAUUAACGAUGUGCUGGUGGAGGAGAGAAUCAUUGUUAAACAGCUUGAAGAGGACCUUUAUGAUGGGCAGGUGCUGCAGAAGCUACUAGAAAAAUUGGCUGACCGUAAACUGAAUGUGGCAGAAGUGACUCAGUCUGAGAUUGGUCAAAAACAAAAGUUGCAGACGGUCCUGGAAGCUGUCCAUGAUUUACUUCGACCCCAUGGCUGGACAAUCAAGUGGAACGUUGACUCAAUCCACGGCAAGAACUUGAUUUCCAUUCUUCACCUUCUGGUAGCUUUGGCAAUGCAUUUCCGGGCUCCAAUUCGACUGCCUGAACAUGUGUCUGUACAAGUGGUGGUUGUACGGAAACGCGAAGGCCUUCUGCAGACGACUCACGUUACAGAGGAGCUGACGACUACGACAGAGAUGAUGAUGGGAAGAUUUGAGCGCGAUGCCUUUGACACGCUCUUUGAUCACGCGCCGGACAAACUCAGCGUCGUCAAAAAGUCUCUGAUCACCUUUGUGAACAAACACUUGAAUAAGCUGAAUUUGGAAGUAACGGAGUUAGAAACUCAGUUUGCAGAUGGUGUUUAUUUGGUUUUGCUCAUGGGUCUCCUUGAGGACUAUUUUGUUCCACUUCACAACUUCUACUUAACGCCUGAAAGUUUUGAUCAAAAGGUUCACAAUGUUUCCUUUGCUUUUGAGCUGAUGCAGGAUGGAGGACUCAAGAAGCCAAAAGCUCGCCCUGAAGAUGUUGUCAACUUGGAUCUGAAGUCUACCCUCAGGGUUCUAUACAAUCUGUUCACGAAGUACAAGAAUGUGGAAUGAUCCUGGAAGCUGCUGAGAUCUUCAUUCUACCAGUCUUCUUACGCAAAAAAUCCAAUGAAAAUACCCUCUGCACAUUCCCUUUGUGCCUUAUACUAUACUUAAUAUGUUCUUCCCACAAUUGCUAUGAUCUCUGUAGCUGUUUGUAUGACAGUCUCACUAAAAGUUAUGCAUGUCUAAUCUUUGUCACUUAAAAAUGUGUAGAUAUUUUAUGCUUUUAACAGAUGUUCUUGAAUCUGUUUGCUGUGAUCAACAAAUAUUCUCUUGAUAAAGGAAAUAUACCACUAACUACUUUAAUAAGCAGGGAAAACUUGAGACUUUACUCAUGACUGUAGACUCUGAUUCUGUAAUAACCUUUCUUUCAUUUGAUGAUUUUCCAGACUUAACCAUUAGUAUUAGAAACCAUUGACCAUUAGAAAAUCAGCAUUGAAAGGUUUUGGGAGGCUGUGCCUUUUCUGUUAAAUAAAGUUUAGUACAUUCUAUUGAGUGAGGUUGAGGCUAAUUACAGGCACUAUCUGAAGCUUCAGUUUUUGUGUUAACCUCAUAUACUACUCUGUUAUUUCCAUUCAGUGUUUACACAGAAUAAGACGUGCAAUGGGAUAACCAUGUAGUCUUUUGAGGUCUCUUUUUAUUUCAUCUCCUUUCUAGGAGAAAUACGUUUGCGAGAACCACUGUCAUCCUUUAGGUAUGCAGUUUCAAUCAGGUCAGUUAUCAGGAGCUUGUCAAAUAUCCCCAGGUUGGAUUAAUGCUUUCUCUCCCAAUCCUUUCUGAGAUGCGUGAGGAGAAUAAUGAACUUGACAGUUCAAAGGUUGGCACUUGAUCUCAUGUAACUAAGAUAAGGUUGGAUUCCUCUUGAAGUUGCUGGCACCCAUACAGUUUUGGGGGUCAAGCAUUUAUAAACAGUUUUUAUGUAUUUUCUUUCCUGAGGAUUGAAAGUGAAUUCCUGUGUAAAUAAGAGCUUGCCUCCUGGAUUACCCUGGCUUCUACAUAAGGCAAAGUGUACUCAGUGCAAGAUAGUAGUUAACUCAAAGUUGAAGCUUUUCAGUGAUGUUUAGUUGUGCUUCAAGGUAAUUUCAAGUUAUCCUGUGUCAUGCCAAGAACUGAAUUGUAGAAUUUUACAAUAGGAUUUUUCUCCUUUACUCCUUAAACAUUUUUUAAUCUUAGGAAGAAGAGAAAUGGGCUUCUGCUUCUUCGUUUCUUAUUUUGGGAUUCUGAUUUCCAGUGAUGAAUUACUUGUGCCACCUCCCCUUGUGCCUCCAAAACAAAAGUGAAAGGAAGCUUCUCUAUUUUUCCAUGAAAAAUUCAGGUCCAUGUAUUCUGUGGGAUUCUUUGGGAGUCAUUGUUUGUAUUUAAGGAGCGACUGACUUCUUGCUGUUUAUGCAGUGCCUAGUACUAUAGGAUUUGAAUUUUGGAUGAGACUAUUAGGCUCUACCAUGGUCUUGGCAGUUAUUGUAGAGGAGACUUGUAGAAGCACUGAGACCAGGUGGGUCAGCUUUCCUGGCAAGUUAAUUAAAUUGAUCUAACUUUUGUACUAUGAAAUAGGCUGGAAGAUGAUUGAACUGAAAUGUCUCUCAAACUUUUUGUUUAAUGCCAUGCAUUUGUGGGAAAUGAGUCUGUAGAAGAGCCAUCAUUCCACUCACCCCCUAGAUGUGGAAGUGCCAGUGCUAUCUCUAUUAUCUGAGAUGUUGGGAAAGACCUCCAGAGAAUCUAGUUGUGAAAUUACUGGCUAUAUUAAUAUAAAAAGCAAACAAAAAAUAAGAGGAGGAGGUGGAUGAGAGCAGUUUUGGUUUGAAAGAAGGAAAGGCUAUUUCUGAGAUGGGAAUUUGCAUCUGAUAUCUUAAUUGCAUAUGAGCAGAUGUGAACACAACAUAUUUUAAGGGAGUCUCUGUCUUGUUCAGUUAGGUGUUUCUAGUUACUCUGCAGAAACUUGAAUCCCUCCUCUGCAAUCUGAGGCAUGGGUCUCUUCUAGCAUUUGUUACGCUAACAUCCCAGCUGGUCAAGACAGGAUUGACACACUGGACAUGCUGAGGGCAAGUGUCAUAUCCUGUGAGUUUUGUUAUCUUUCUUUAAGUCUGUUGGUACAUGUUGCACAGGGAAAAUGCAUUUUUUCAUUCCUUAGCUCAUUGCUGUAUAACCAGGUCACUCUUCCUGAGAAUGCUGUCUUUACUGUUGACCAAAGUGGGAGAGGGAAUGGACCUUAACUAAACUGGAGCUUCGUUGCAAGCAGAACAGUUGACAGGAAGAACAGUGUAGGCAAAACCUUCUCUAAACAUGUUUUUGUCAUGACUUUGUUACAUAUGCAUGAUACUUACUCUCAAAAACAUAAGUCAGUGUUUAGAAUGCUAUUCGUGAACUCUUUGCUUUACUGGAGUUUUAGAUAUGUUCUCCUGGGUACAAGUGGGGUAGAUUUGAAUCUGUUGAGUUCAUCUGGAAUGCUGAAUGCUUUGCAACGCUAAAGUUUCCACAUUUUUAAAUACUUAAUGAAUGUCUGUCUCUUCCAGUCCAUACAACUCGCCUUUUAGGUGUGUCCGUUUGACAUACUCAGAUCCAGUGAGCUGUAUUACCACAGAAGAAGCCCAGGUAUUCCUUAGCUGCAUCCUAUUUCUCAAGAUGAAAAAGCAGCAAAGCAGAUUAUAUUUUUUUGAUCAGUUAAAACUUACGGAGCUUCUCACCCCUCUUUCUCAAACCCCAGUGCUUUCAACGUUAAUGUAUUUUUUUAAGAAUCUUUUCUACCGUUUUUAACAGUGUUUACUCUUGAUAUCUUACUAAAAACUAGUCUUGCAAAUAAAAUUCUGGACUUGUCGUGUGUGACAAGAGUUGUGUACUGUAAGCAAGUUACAAUGCAAUGCUAUGUUUGCUAAAGAUAACAGCAGGAGUGUUGUGCAUGGUUUUGUGACUGUUGUACUAUUUAUUCAAAUAAAUAAAUGAUGAUCA
This is a messenger RNA of Gallus gallus (chicken), 8672 nucleotides long. It is a transcript of the gene PARVB, whose product is annotated as parvin beta. Bases 4740 to 5741 code for a protein of 333 amino acids. Gene Ontology annotation, molecular function: actin binding. Gene Ontology annotation, cellular component: lamellipodium; cytoplasm; focal adhesion. The record is from RefSeq and is a predicted model, not a curated record. The transcript has 13 exons. Gene Ontology annotation, biological process: substrate adhesion-dependent cell spreading; actin cytoskeleton organization; establishment or maintenance of cell polarity. NCBI's taxonomy places the organism in Eukaryota, Metazoa, Chordata, Aves, Galliformes, Phasianidae.